Molecule: messenger RNA, 291 nt
Organism: Staurois parvus
Lineage: Eukaryota; Metazoa; Chordata; Amphibia; Anura; Ranidae
Source: the annotation of a GenBank genome assembly
AUAACAAUUCUGUGUCUGUCCCUGAGUAACAAUUCUGUGUCCCUGAGUAACAGUUCUGUGUCCCUGAGUAACAAUUCUGUGUCCCUGAGUAACAAUUCUGUGUCCCUGAGUAACAAUUCUGUGUCCCUGAGUAACAAUUCUGUGUCCCUCAGUAACAAUUCUGUGUCCCUGAGUAACAAUUCUGUGUCCCUCAGUAACAAUUCUGUGUCUGUCCCUGAGUAACAAUUCUGUGUCCCUGAGUAACAUUUCUGUGUCCCUGAGUAACAAUUCUGUGUCCCUGAGUAACAAUUC